Molecule: messenger RNA, 1467 nt
Organism: Penicillium verhagenii
Lineage: Eukaryota; Fungi; Ascomycota; Eurotiomycetes; Eurotiales; Aspergillaceae
Exons: 1
Coding region: 1-1467 (488 amino acids)
Biological process (GO): L-phenylalanine catabolic process
Cellular component (GO): cytoplasm
Molecular function (GO): homogentisate 1,2-dioxygenase activity
Source: RefSeq, a predicted model, not a curated record
AUGCCUCGGGGAGCAUCUGCAACUGCUUCGUACUCAUCCACGCCAACAAGCGAGGAUCCCUAUUUGUAUCAAGUGGGCUUUGGAAACCGGUUCGCAUCGGAAGCAAUCCCUGGCACGUUGCCAAGAGCUUGCAAUACCCCCCAAAGAUGCAAAUACGACCUCGUAUCCGAACAGCUUAAUGGCACGCCUUUUGUAUCUUCACGAGCAUCCCUGCUCAACGCGUGGUUUUAUCGAAUUCGACCAUCGGUGGUUCACAGAAAACUAAACCCACUACCGAAAAACUCGGACAUCGAAGCUAACUUCUCACCCGGCAAUGAGAAGGUCACUUUUACCCCACAGGAUAUGGCAUGGGAUGCAUUUGAUAUUCCCGAAUCACCCAACUCGGUCGAUUUUAUUCAAGGGUGGAAAACCAUCAGCGGCCACGGCGAUCCAGCCUCAAAAGAGGGUCUAGCCGUGCAUAUCUAUGCCGCCAAUUCACCAAUGAUCAACAAAGCAUUUUGCAACAAUGACGGCGACCUUCUAAUCAUCCCCCAGGAGGGACGCCUGGAUAUUCAGACAGAGUUCGGGCGCAUGAUGGUUCGCUCGGGUGAGCUAGUUGUAAUCCAGGCCGGUAUGCGAUUCGCAGUUACCUUGCCAGAUGGCAUUGCUCGAGGAUAUAUUCAAGAGAUCUUCGGUAGCCACUACGAGCUUCCAGAGUUAGGCCCGGUCGGAUCUAAUGGCAUGGCCCUUCCCCGUGACUUCGAGAUCCCAACCGCCAGUUUUGACAUCCACCAGUCCAAGUGGGACAUUGUCGUGAAGUUGAUGGGAAACAUGUUUGUCUACGAACAGCAUCAUACCCCUUUUGAUGUCAUUGCCUGGCAUGGAAACUACGCUCCAUAUAAAUACGCCUUGGAAAAGUUCAUCAACACUGCUACCGUCAAUCGAGACCAGAGCGACCCUUCCAUCUACUGUGUGCUCACAGCGAAAUCAAAGCGAGCGGGAGUGGCCUUGUCCGAAUUUUUAGUUUUCACACCGAAAUGGAGUGUCACGCAUGAUACCUUCCGACCGCCAUAUUAUCAUCGGAAUGUCGCGACAGAGAUCAUGGGUAUGAUUCACGGAACGUGGUCGGGCUCUGCUACCCCCUUGCAUCCCGGGAGCCUCACCUAUGAACCAAGCUAUAUGCCACAUGGAGAGUCCUACGAGCGAUGGAAAGAAGCAGCCAGUAUGGAUUUACAGCCUCAGAGGGUCGGUGAAGGGGCCAUGGCAUUCAUGAUGCAUAUUUCAUCGCAUGUCUCCUUGACAGAAUACGCACUCGAGCGCAGCGGAAAACUACACCACCAACCGGACGAAUUCUGGAAUGAUUUCAAGGGUGGGUUCAUGGAUCAUUUGGAAGAAGUUGAUGCAGAUUUAAAAGCUGCUGGUCGACCCGGUUUGGGUGUGGAGCAUCCAGAUGUCACGAAUAAGCUGGAGAGUGAAGAAAAUUCCUAG